GCCGGCAGAUAGACGAACCAGAGUUCGCUUAUUACUUAUUAAAGACCAGAGGCCAUUCGACAUGAUCUUGCCACGCCUUCUCGUCGACCCCUUCAAUCCGUGGAACUUGUACUGACGAGAUGAAGGUUCUUUUGCUCUCGCUCUUUGCGAGUCCUCUCUUAGCGCAGGGACCGAUCCAAAGAAGCAACUUAAAGCAAGUCACGAAAGCGCAAAAGGUUGCAUACAAUGCCGAUCUCUUCCAGGGAACAGAUCUGAAGCAGAAAGACUCAGCCCUUAAUAAUUCGGAUCUGUGGUACACCGAGCGAAAUGGCAAGAAGUACUUCCAACCUUUGGGAGCACAGAGAGCUGGCGAGAAGGGACCGCUACUCCUUCAAGAUGUACAUCUUGUAGACACACUCGCCACCUUCAAUCGGGAACGGAUACCAGAGCGCAUCGUACACGCACGAGGUGCCGGUGCUCAUGGCUUUUUCGAGGCAACCACGGACUUCGCCGAGAAGCUUUCAGCUGCAGAUGUGUUUAAGAAAGGCACACGAACGUCAAUCACGAUGCGGUUCUCCACCGUAGGUGGUGCUCGUGGAUCUGCGGAUGAGGCGAGAGAUCCGCGCGGCUUCGCUAUAAAAUUCCGAACAAAACAGGGCAUAUUAGAUUGGGUAUUCAAUAACACGCCAGUCUUCUUCAUCAGGGAUCCGGCGAAGUUCCCAAGGUUCAUACACACUCAGAAGACCGACCCGGCAACGAACGUGCGGGAUUGGAACACUUUCUGGUCAUGGCCUGCGCAAUUUCCAGAGGCUCUGCUGCAGUUUCUGAGACUAUUUUCGGACCUUGGAACACCAUAUGGAUUCAGGCAUAUGGAUGGGUGGUCUGGCCAUACGUACCGACUUGUCAAAGAUGAUGGCUCGUGGGUCUAUUGCCGAGUCUACGUCUCCACUGAUCAAGGUGUGAAGAAUUUCACAGCUGCAGAGGCUGCAAAGGUCGCCGGAGACAAUGAUGCUUGGGCCACGAAGGAUCUUUACGAUGCCAUUGAAUCUGGCGACUACCCAUCUUGGACUGUCGGCAUCGCAACUAAGACACCGAAGGAGGCAGAAGAGUAUCGUUACGACAUCCUCGACUUGACCAAGGACUGGCCUGAUGCGGAAUAUCACGAGGUUGGGCGUCUCACUCUUACGCAGAACCCGGAGAACUACUUCAAUGAGAUCGAGCAGUCUCACUUCUCGCCAGCAAACCUGGUUCCAGGCUGGGAACCAUCGAACGAUCCUGUCUUGCAAUCUCGACUUUUUGCUUACAAUGACGCCGGCCGCUACCGCAUUGGUGUGAAUGCUGAGGACCUUCCUGUCAAUUGUCCAUUCUCAUCCGUGGCAAACUUCGACCGCGAUGGUCAUCUCGCUGGCACGAGUGGUGGCCAAGGCGGCCGCAAGAACUUCCCAGCACAGUACAUUGACAUGAUCAACAUCAUCGAUCGACCCGGAACAGAAAUCGACGAUGAAAUUCCUGGUACUCACACAGUGCACUGGCUGAGUAAAAUCGACGAGAAUAUUGAUUACGAGCAGCCAAAGAUGUUUUACGAAGGGUUCAGUCAGACGGACAAAGACCAUUUGUACAGCAACAUCGCCGGAACUCUGGUUAAUGUCAAUAACCAGGAAGUGUUGACGAAGCUCUUUGAACAGUUCCAGAAAGUAUCGCCAGCGCUGCUUGAUGGCGUCAAGAAGGCU
This is a messenger RNA of Pseudocercospora fijiensis CIRAD86, 1709 nucleotides long. RefSeq lists its product as uncharacterized. Gene Ontology annotation, molecular function: catalase activity; heme binding. The record is from RefSeq and is a predicted model, not a curated record. Gene Ontology annotation, cellular component: peroxisome; cytoplasm; mitochondrion. Gene Ontology annotation, biological process: response to hydrogen peroxide; hydrogen peroxide catabolic process. NCBI's taxonomy places the organism in Eukaryota, Fungi, Ascomycota, Dothideomycetes, Mycosphaerellales, Mycosphaerellaceae. The transcript has 5 exons. The annotation marks the transcript as partial.